AUGCCUGAGAUUGCAGAAGUUGAGAAUGCUCGGCGCAAAUGUCAUCUCAAUUGUGUUGGACGUAAAAUAGUCAAAGUAGAAGUACAACCAGACCCAAUUGUAUUUGCAGGAAAAGAACCAGCAGAUAUUGUAAAAGUAUUGGAAAAUAAGAAAGUUGUGGAUACAAAAAGAUGGGGGAAAUAUUUUGUGUUAAGCAAGUAUAAGCAAUACAGCUGGUAUAUUUUUUCGAUGCUAAAUGAAAAACAAUACAUAUGUACACCAAAUGGCCUCAUAAAUAUAGUGCUUGAUAAAGGGCCCCACCUGGUGUGUCAUUUUGGAAUGACAGGCACACUCAAGUUUAAACAUAACGUAGAUAAUUUGCAGCUACACAAUGAUAAGCAAGCCAAAGACUCGACCUGGCCACCUAGAUUCUACAAAAUAUUGCUCACAUUAAAAGGUCCUCAAGACAAAUCCCCUAUGGAUAUGGCACUGACGGACAGUCGUCGGUUGGGCCGUAUUCGGCUAGUUGGCGGAGAUCCACUCAAGAGUGAGCCGAUCUCUAAACUUGGUUUUGAUCCAAUAUUGAAUCUACCCAAUGAAGACACCUUUACAGCUUUGGUUCAAAAACGUGCCAUGCCUAUCAAAGCAUUGUUACUGGAUCAGUCAUUUUCUGCGCAAUUUACUUACACAAAGACUUUAAAAUUUGGCGUGGGUAAUUGGGUAGCCGAUGAAAUCCUGUAUCAUUCCCAUAUCCACCCUGCACAAUAUGCAAACACUCUUUCGACAGCACAGUGCCACACGCUUCAUCAAAAUAUGGAGUAUGUUUGUCGGACUGCAGUCGAAGCAGACGCAGAUUCUUCACUCUUUCCUGACAACUGGAUAAUGAACUAUCGGUGGAAAAAAGGCAAAGGCAAAGGAAAUGGUGUUUUACCUAAUGGACAAGUUAUGGCGUUUGAGACGGUCGGUGGUCGAACAAGCUGUUUUGUACCUGAAGUCCAGGUUCUUCCCGAGAGUCAAAAGACAAAAUCUGAAGUAAAGACCAAGGUUAAAAAGAGACCUAUCAAAGAAGAAAAUGACCAAAUUACGGAAUGUAUUAAGAAAGAUGGGAUGUCAAGAGCUGAGCGUUAUAUAAAACGUGCAAAGACUAAAGCAAAUAGCUUGAGUGUUUAG
Molecule: messenger RNA, 1149 nt
Organism: Phycomyces blakesleeanus NRRL 1555(-)
Lineage: Eukaryota; Fungi; Mucoromycota; Mucoromycetes; Mucorales; Phycomycetaceae
Exons: 8
Coding region: 1-1149 (382 amino acids)
Biological process (GO): base-excision repair
Cellular component (GO): nucleus
Molecular function (GO): damaged DNA binding; DNA-(apurinic or apyrimidinic site) endonuclease activity; zinc ion binding
Source: RefSeq, a predicted model, not a curated record